GAGAUUCACUAGCCAUCCUAACCGGGCAUCUGCUGUUCCAGUGCGCUGUUCCCAGCCACCCCACCCCAGAGGCAGAUGCAUCUCAGCUCCAGGUCUGUCCCAGCCCAAACCCCAGCCAUGGACAGAGCCCUGCCGCCACAGCAGGAUGCAAGGGAAUGGGAGCUCCGGGAUCAGGGGACCCCCUGGAGAGCAGGGGGUCCUGCCCCCCCUGCAGCCACUCUGAGGGUCCUGAUCCUCGCCCUGCUCUGGAGGGAGUCCCUAGCCCAACAGCCUGGAUUUACCCUGAAGGUGCCGCAGUCGGUGUCGAUGCAGGAAGGUCUCUGCGUUCUCGUCCCCUGUACCUUCGCGUACCCAGUCUCGUACGACACUAAGAAUUCCCCAGCCCGGCUCUACAGAUACUGGUACAAGGAUCCAGCCGAUGUGAGUCAUGAGUCGCUCGUGGCCAGCAGUGACUCCAGCCGGGAGGCGUCGCAGGAGACCCAGGGCAGGUUCCAGCUGGCGAAGAAGCCAGCCGACGGCGACUGCUCCCUGCAAAUCAGCGAUGCCCGAUGGAUGGAUGCAGGGAAAUAUUUCUUUAGAGUCAAGAAAGGAACAUUGAAAUACAAUUACCUCUCCAAUUCCGAUGGCACUGUUGCAAAGCUCGCGAUCUCCGUGCCAGGGCUGACGGAGGAGCCAGAGAUCCAGAUCUCGCCGGCGCGGGAGCUGCCAGGGAUGCUGCUGGCCGGGGAGCCGGUGACUGUGACCUGCACAGCCCCUGGGCGCUGCUCCGAGCCCCCUUCCCAAGUCAUCUGGACGGGGUCGUUCAGCGACACAGCCCGGGACGUCUCAGCCCAGCUGGUGAACAGCACCUAGGCCCACAGCUCCACACUCAGCUUCACACCCGGCCCAGGGGACCACAGCAAAGAGCUCGUCUGCACCGUCACCUAAAGGCCACCAUGGGGACGGUCCUCCCACAGAACCGUCCAGCUCCAUGUCACCUCUCCCACAGGUGGCCUCACUCGGGCAUUUAUCGAAAUCAGCUGCAAACUCAUCUUCAUGGUGACUGGAUUCUUCCUGGCCUAUUACCUCACCUUGCUCUAUUACAGACGGACACCCUGCUGUUCUCGUGGAAGCAGAAGGAAGGAGAGGCCGGGGGCCAGGGAAUCCACGGUGCCCGAGUCCGGCGUGUAGAUCGGGACAUUCCUCAGCCACUGAAGAGCUGACAAAGAACUGGAAUCUCAGGGGACUGAGGAGACAGAGAAUGAGUCCUCAGCUCAGGGAACUGCCACCCUGGGUGAGGCCAACCGGCCGAUCUAGCCUGAUAUCCUGCCCCCUCCCUACCUCUCCAGAUGAGCCCCAUCAUGGGCCCAUCUAGCCUGGUAUCCUGCCCCCUCCCUGCCUCUCUGAAUCAUACCCAUGGGCCUGAGAAGCAGAUGGAAGCUGCUUGUAAUGUUUAUAUGACCAGUAGAUGUUCUGUUUAUUGCCUUGAUGAUUAUGACUCUGUUGGCUCUGUGGUGACCACCCGGCACCCAGAUACCCCGGUGACAAACACAUUAUGAGACCCUCAAGAGAACAGAGCAGAGCAGAUGAUGAUAGUUACUAAUCCCUGCAAGAAAGUGCCCAACCCAGGAGCUCUGAUGGCCAUUCCCAGCCAGCGCGGGGAGAAAGUUUCACUGACAAACUAUUUUUUGGGUGCCAAAUGCAAAUUUGACAACACCAAAACUUUGUGUAAAUCUGGGUCUAUUUUGCCAAUUCGUUUGUUUGGGGAAAAAAGCCUCCCGAAAUUUCCCAAAAUUUAAAGUUUUCAUUUAGUCAUUUUUAAAAAGAAACAUUUCACUUUCUCGAUUCAAAUGCACUGUAUGGUUUCAAAUUUCCAUAUUUUACUUUGUAAUUAAAAAACAUCUAAAAUGCUAGAAAUCGAAACAAAAUGAUUCAUCCUCAAACCAAAUCUAUUUCUGACCUUUUAGUUUGCUGAACAUUUUGACCAAUUUCCAUUUUUAGUUUUACAUGAAAAGAUUUUUUACUGCUGACUUUGGGUUCCCUCAAAAUUUAUCAGAUUAUGCUUUUCAGAUUGACCCCCAAGUAUUUUUUUCAAAUGUUUGGUUCGCCAAAAACGUCAACAAUUUUUCUUUUUGUUUCGACCCAAACAGUUUUCGAUUUGCUAAAAUUUGUGACCAAUUUCUGUUUCAAGCCACAAGCCAGGUGAGGAAUGGGGCACUGGGUCUUUUCCCUCUCGUGGGUGAUGGCUUCGAUCCAGCUCCAGGGUGGGGGACUACCUGGCUUAGGUGGUAGAGGUGGGAUACCAGUGAUGAUGAGUGCAGGCUGUGUUGCUUGGUAGCUGUGCUGAACAAUUUCCCCUUGGUGAUGUGCAGAUAAUAGCAGCCCUUGUCCCUGCCUCACAUGUUCUCGAUGCCCAAGGAGCAGCCCCCGUUCUCCAGGUACCCCCGCAUCCAGAAGUGGCCCUGUGCCUCCCCCAACACCUCUCUGCAGAGGAUGUUGGUAGCGAUGGGUUUCCCCCAGAACACGUCCGCUUGCUCCAUGAACCAAGGCCCACAGAUCCCUACAUCCAAUCCAGGCCAUUUCAGUGGCCUGAAUGUGCAGGGGAUGAUGAAGCAGAGACUCACCCAGGCUCACACCAAUUCUGGGACCCUCAGGCCCAGGUCUGGGCUCUGGGCAAAGAAGCCUGCAUAGGAGAGAUGGGAUGGGAGGAACACGCUGUUCUUGAUGGAGCCACCAGAUGGCACAGUUACACAAAGCCAGACAUAGUGUGUGAGCAAGUGUUAAGUCUUUGGAGGAAUGCUGGAUUGAUUGUGUUCAAUAUUUUUAUGUAGAUAUAUACCGUGCGGUGACUCUCCGCCAGCAUAACACAGAAGGUUUAUUGAAUGUCUGAACCCAGCACAGGCAGUUCUCAUGGCCCUCAAACCUAGCCAAUCUCAGCACUGUCCAGCUGGGUCUGUCCCCAUCCAGAUAGCUCAGUUCAGAAGCGACCUCCUUCCACCAGCCCCUCCUCUACCCUUUGUCUAUGUCCCUGGGCAAACAGGUCACCUGGGCACCAUCUCUAGCAUCCUUUGUUCCUUAACUGACCAGAACCAGUUGCCUUAUGGGGCCCUCUCUCCUCCACUCUUUGUCCUCCUAGGGGCUGUCAGAGUUCCCUCCCUACUCUGAACUCUGGCGUACAGAUGUGGGGACCAGCAUGAAAGACUCCUCAAGUUUAUUUUUACCAGCUUAG
Messenger RNA from Gopherus flavomarginatus (Mexican gopher tortoise), 3208 nucleotides. Its product is annotated as myeloid cell surface antigen CD33-like. The record is from RefSeq and is a predicted model, not a curated record. Lineage: Eukaryota; Metazoa; Chordata; Testudines; Testudinidae. Bases 76 to 852 code for a protein of 258 amino acids. The transcript is spliced from 6 exons.